CAAGCGAAUGAGUGAAGAUAUAGGCAAAGGGAAGGAUCGGAACAAUGGGAAUCAGUGAAGAAAGGGUUUGACAUUUGAGCAUAGAGACGAAAAUGAGAGUUUUUUCCAACAGGAUUUCCAGAGAAGAGUUGAAGCCAGGAGAUCACAUCUACGCCUGGAGGCACGCCUACAUCUAUGCGCAUCACGGGAUAUAUGUAGGUGAGGGAAAGGUGAUCCACUUCACCCAAGGAGCUGGGCGAGAAAUGUGCACUGGAACUGUCCUAGAUCGUAUCAUUUUCAGUUCAUCCCCUUCUGAUACUCCCAAUUGCCCUGUAUGUGGUGAUCAAUCAAGGCUUGAUGGUGUUAUCUCUUCCUGCUUGGACUGCUUCCUAGCGGGUGGGAAUUUAUACCUAUUUCAGUAUGCUGUUUCACCUGCUAUCUUUCUUGCUAAACCUAGGGGAGGAACCUGCACCAUUGCUGCUUCUGAUUCGUCGGAAGAUGUUCUUCAUCGUGCUUCCUUCCUUCUUCGUCAUAACGCUUUUGGUGUGUACAAUCUUUUCAAGAAUAACUGUGAAGACUUUGCAAUCUAUUGCAAAACGGGCCUACUUGUAAUCACAAGCAUCAGUGUAGGUCGGAGUGGGCAGGCGACAUCAUUCUUAGCUGCCGCUAGCGCCAUUGUUUCUUCACCAUUAAGAUAUUUGACAACCAGCUUUACUGGCCUGGCUGCUGUAGGUUACGGAAUGUAUUGUUUGAGCCGCUUGGUCUCAGACAUUGGAAUUCGUCGUGAUGUGGAAAAAGUUGUUGUUGAAAGCCUUGUUUCCGCUUCUGCUGGGUUCGAGAAAUCUGAUGAUAUCAGCAAAGACAAAUAGAAUUAGUAUUUUCACUUGUGGGUUAUCUCUUUUUUAGUACUGUUCUACUUAAAUUGAACUCGUAUAUAUCCGAUUCAACCUAUAUAUGUCUACUUGUAGGCAAAACCAAAUAUAUCUUUAACAAAAUCAUCUCCUCUUGUCUGCGAAAAUUUUGCUAUAUCGGCUCUUCAAUUUGCUCAACAUUUCUUUUAUGAUAUUUGUCUGUUAUUUACUGAUUUAUGUGUUCUAGCUACGUAUGAAAAGAAAAACCAAAAACAGAAGGUGAGAUUUAUAAAGGAAGAAAGAAGGAGGCAGAAGAAGGGGGGAAAAGGGUGAGUGAAAGCCACCUCUUAUCUAACAACGAUUGAGAUUAAUUGGAAGAAGGAGAAGAGAAGAUUGAGACCAGAGAAGCAUAAGAAGAAUUUGAGAGAAGAAUUUCGUAUUUUUCAUUCAUGAUUCAUAUUUCUACAUUGUUAGUUUUCUCCAUCAACGCUUCUAUUUCUCUAACUAUUUCUUCUGUUUCUCUCUAAUUGCUUCAGUCUCUGGUUUUUCCCCUAAAUUUCUACAAUCUCUUUUCCUUGUUCUAAAUCAAGUCUAAAUCAAUUUGUGCUACUGCUUCCUUUGUUAAGUUGUCAGUGUUAGAUGCACAAUGGAUGCUUUCCAAAUAGUUUAAUAAUUUUAAUAGAAGAAAAAGUACAGAAAAAAAUUGGAAAAGCAAAAGGAUAUUAGAAAUCUGAUAUGGGUUUGCGAUUAAAGAUUCAAUGAAGUGCAAAGUCACUGUUGUUAACCAGUUACAUAAUGAUUUUAUUUUGUUAUUCCAUUUGUUCAUUUUCUGUCUUUCUACUUUUUAUACUUAGUGUUAAGUCAUGAUUCAAUUUUCCGUACUUCGUAGAAUUUGCUGGUAACCUCUACAUUGAUAGUCUGCACCAAACCCUCCCACGAAUGAUGCCAAAUCCAGAACCAGAAAAGGCAGGUGACGAAGCUCAACCACAGUAAUUCAAUCCAAAAUGGGGUUGAAGUUGAAUCAAUGGUGGGACACAGGGAUGAGAUAAUGACAGAGGAGGAGGCUUAUAUCGAUGAUAUGACUAUUGACAUGGAUGCAUUCCAAGAAAUGGUCCGAUCAUCAGAAGAAAAUUCCAUAGCGGCUGAGAAUUCAUAGGUUGAUACACCUUUCUACCGCAUAAACACCUUAAUUUUUAAAGCUUUUUGAUCCUCAUGCUGCAUCUGUAGAGGGACACUUGAAAGUGAAGAUUGCUUGAAUGGUGACUACUCUGUAUUCGGGUUACAAUUUUGAAAAGACCUUCAGCAAGAAAGCAGCAAGGUUCGCAGCUUUUGGUCCUUGAGGAGUUGAAACAAAUAUUUUCCUUGAGAUGUCUCCCUUGAUGCUGUAUUUGUAAAAGAUUGUCAACAUGUAACAAGGACCAUUCUUUUAAAAAUCUUGUUGGCCAUUAUAACAAGGACCAUUUUAGCUUGUCAAUAUUUUAAGAGUAAGUCUGUUGUGGCAUAGUAGCUUGAAAAAAAAUGAUUAUAAGCUUAUUUAUCGUGGUCAGAAAUUCGACUGCUAAUGAUGUAUUCAAGCGGAAUGGAUGCUCUCUUUAUAUUUUGCUUUCUGAUUUCUGUCAAUAUUUACGUCUUGGCUCUUACUCCUUGCUUUUAGUUGAAUAGUAAUAAUUUUUUUUAUCAUCUUUUGUAUUCAUGGCGGAACUUGAGUUUGUGGAUAACAAGGAUGCAUCAUUGACUAU
This is a messenger RNA of Durio zibethinus, 2569 nucleotides long. RefSeq names its product NC domain-containing protein-like protein. Lineage: Eukaryota; Viridiplantae; Streptophyta; Magnoliopsida; Malvales; Malvaceae. The record is from RefSeq and is a predicted model, not a curated record.